Molecule: messenger RNA, 6478 nt
Organism: Biomphalaria glabrata
Lineage: Eukaryota; Metazoa; Mollusca; Gastropoda; Planorbidae
Product: eyes absent homolog 1-like
Exons: 19
Coding region: 759-2504 (581 amino acids)
Biological process (GO): multicellular organism development; cell differentiation; negative regulation of extrinsic apoptotic signaling pathway in absence of ligand
Cellular component (GO): nucleus
Molecular function (GO): protein tyrosine phosphatase activity
Source: RefSeq, a predicted model, not a curated record
AAGCAACAACACAACCAAGGCGUGGAGAGGCGAAGCUUCUCGAUGAUUGGACCUAGCCGUGCCGGCACUAAAGAUCCUCCCGCGCCACUGACCAUUUAGCUUGAUCGCAGGGGGGCCCCCGUGUUCCGCCACGCUUUGCUUCUAAACAAGAAGGAAUAAGCCCGGGCUGUGUGUCAAAGACAGUCCGUUGUCUCAAAUCGCACGACUGGGGAGCCCGUUUCGCACCGAAUUAUAGGUACACUGCGACUCCCCCCAGAAACAACUUGCGCGUGUGUGUGUAUUCUAUCUUCUGUGGACCUUGUCCGUUUCCGUCAUUAAGUGGACAUCAGAUUAGCCCAAAGGUGUAACCUGGCUUCUUGUGUUUAGUACAGAAACGGGCAUUCUCUCGUGAUAAACCCAGUGACUGUUUAGUUUGUGUCCAAGUUUGGAAGAAUACUGAAGGAGGCUCUUGUUGUGAUUUCAUACGUAUUGGAGGUUCGAACUCUUUCCCUUUCUGUUUUGUUCAUUUUAUUCUUGGGAUUAUCUUUAUCUCGAGGAAUGGACUACUUCAGCUAGACCCCCGCUGGACUAAACAGAACUUGUGAAAGGUCAAGAAAGUCCGCGGUGACAGUCCAGAACCGAAAGAAUAUAGCAGUGACAGGUCACCGAGCCCUAGUUCGGCUAGCGGCAGCUCUGACGGUGUGGAGAGUUCUAGACUGGAAGCUUGUCCCACGUCACACCAUCCAGUAAAUGGCACUUCACCAGGUGGGUCCACCGAGAUGUUAUCUUGCCACCAGGACAUUCCAUCCGAGGCCAACAGGUCAAGGUCAGCAGGUUACACCCAUGGUCAGCAUUGGUUGAUGAAAGCCUCGUCUUCCGAAAGAGUUGAUGUUAAGCCUGAGCCCACGAGUCCAGAUUCUGGGUCAUCUUGCAGUGGACAAGAGGACAGCUUAGAUACGGUCUUUUCCUACGGUGACCAAAAGUCAUUAUACUCAAGUACGAACUAUUCACCGGACCAUUUCUACAAGAACUUGUCAAGUCAAGGCAGCAGAUACCAGUCGCCAGACGAGCCUCCCUCAGUCCUCGCCCCGUCCUCCUGUCAGUCGUCCUCCGUUGAGAGCAGCUCCGAGAGCUCUCUCCCGGCCGGCUCCACCAUGAGCGUCAACAUGGGUCACGGGCAGUACGCUAGCAGCAUCAUGCAGGCAGCCGGAUACCCUGGCUACUACCAGGGCAGCCACAGCCCUUACAAUAUGUUACAGACCUCCUAUGGCACAGAUUCAUUAACUGCCAAGAUCAAAGGGCAGGCGAGCAACCAGGUGGUCAGUCCACCCUACAUGACUGGCUAUUCACAGAUCACACCAGCUGCCCAGGGCUACUAUUCAGGCUCCACUGGAAGCCCGGCCUAUGGUACAGCUAACACUUAUGACUUUUACGGCUACGGGAGCAACUACUACGACCAGUACCCUUACCUCACAUCAGCAGCCGCCCCUCCCACGACAACAGUGCCUUCCACCCAGACGUACCAGCUCAUCGAAACACCGUCAACCACCACGGCAGCCAGUGUAGCAGCGCCAGAGGUCAGUUACAACAGCUUGACCAGUCCGUCUCCACCUCUAAAAGAAAACGGUAAUAGUCCAAGAGCCAGGGGUGGUUCUCGGUCGAGGGGUCGAAGUCGAACCCAGCCCUCGCCCGGCCCAGAGUCGGAUCUAGAAAGGGUAUUCGUUUGGGAUUUAGACGAGACUAUCAUCAUCUUUCACUCCUUGCUGACCGGAACUUACGCUCAGAGAUACACAAAGGAUCCACAAGGAAGCAUGUCUAUGGGGCUUAGGAUGGAGGAAAUCAUCUUCAACUUGGCAGACACGCAUCUGUUCUUUAACGACCUGGAGGAGUGUGAUCAAGUACAUAUAGAUGACGUGUCAUCGGACGACAAUGGUCAAGAUCUCAGUAAUUAUAACUUCGCCAAUGACGGAUUCCACGCGGCGGCCAACAACGCCAACAUCGCAAUGGCCACCGGAGUGAGGGGAGGGGUGGAUUGGAUGAGGAAGCUGGCCUUCAGGUACAGGCGGAUGAAGGAGAUUUACAACAGCUACCGGAACAACGUGGCAGGAUUGCUGGGUCCACAGAAAAGAGAACAGUGGAUACAACUGAGGCAAGAGAUUGAGACUUUAACUGACUCCUGGCUCACUUUGGCCCUCAAGUCUCUACAAAUCAUACAUUCUAGGCCGAACUGUGUAAAUGUCCUGGUGACCACCACCCAGUUGGUGCCAGCCUUGGCCAAGGUCUUACUGUACGGCCUGGGUGGCGUCUUCAAUAUUGACAACAUUUACAGUGCCACUAAGAUAGGCAAAGAAAGUUGUUUUGAAAGAAUUGUGUCCAGAUUUGGCAGAAAGUGUACUUACGUAGUUGUGGGGGAUGGCAGAGACGAGGAGUCUGCCUCUAAACAGAUGAACUGGCCAUUUUGGCGUAUCUCCAACCAUUCCGAUCUAGCUGCCCUGCACCAUGCCCUGGAUUUAAACUAUCUCUAGCUGGCUCUCUACUUCUCUGCCCUGGGCACACUGCUUAGUUUUUGUUUUUGUUUUGUUUUAUUAUUGUGGAGUUACUUUCUCAAACUCACCCAAACAGAAGAGGAACAUUGAAAGAUUGAACAGAAAACUCUGAAUGUACAUUCUUUGCUUGUGCCUGGACAUGAAACAGUUUUAAACCCAGACAAGAUUCUUUGUGACUAUAUAUGUUUUAAGAUCUGGUCAGUGAAGUGACCAGCUGGACCUCUGCCUGAAACUUUCUGACCAGUCUGGCCAUAAGCUGGAAUUGAGUCAUUUUAUUGCAUUACACCCCCCAACCCCCAUUUUGUGUGUGUGCAUUCAUUAAGAAGUAAAGUAUAGUUUGUGUUUGACUUUGUGAUGAUGGAGAGUGAUUCGAUUCAUUGUGACUCAUGUUGGAAUUUAACAUGUAACUGAAACAUCGUGCUGAUUUAACUACAAAACCAACUCAUUGAUUAGACUCCUUUUCAAAUAUCAAGUGAACAGUUUUGUGUUUCCUGGUUCAUGAGUGAUUCAAUAUCAUCAGAGAUUUGAAUCUACUUGUGAUUCGUUGUCAUGAGAGAGUUACAUAAACUCAUGAUUCAAGCUCCAACAUAUACAAAUCAGAGCAUGUUUCAAACUCUGUUACAAUUCAGAUCAUCCAUCACUUACAAAUCAUUUCAUAAUUCCCACUCGAUUCAUUGAUUUAUUACAAAUCGGCUCAGACUACACAUACACAGCAAGCAACUUUUAAAUUGGACAAGAAGUUGUUUUUUUUUAAUGUUGUUCUUUUUAAACUCAUUGUUGUUGCUGUUAUUGUUGUGAUACUAAAUGAUGUUUGAUGUCAGACAUCACUCAACAUCCUACGUGCAGAACAUUUCACAUCACUGUGGAAGACAUCACAGCCUACCCGUACUGUAGCACAGUGAGAGGCUUCAGGACGUAGUCACAAUGAGAGGCCUCAGGACGUAGUCACAAUGAGAGGACUCAGGACAUAGUCUUCUGCAUUGCUUAAUAGGGAAAUUUCAAAAUGAGGUAUAUACUGGGUCAAAUCUUGACCUUUCACAAAGUUUAAGGACAUCUUAAUCGCGAACUUCAUUCUCCAAAGAUUCUUUUAACAACCAAAGAUUUCUUGACCCUACAACAUGAAAUAAAUUAGUGACAUAACUAAUUUGUUAUGUUUUUAUCUGAUAUUAACAUAUUUAGCUGUGUGCUUUUUAUUUUGUUUUAUAAUAUUUUUUUUUAAAUUAAUGGACAAAAUAAACCAUUAUUUCUGAUUGUCCUGAGUCAAGGAGUAAGUCUAUUUACCUCCCCUUGCAAUGAAAGUCUAUUUAUAGAAAUGUAUAUUUAUUCCUUUUUAGAGAGCUAUUACUUCUCCAGCAGUUCUGAGGGGGGUGUGAUAAUGUUGAGCCAAUGAAAUGUUUCUGUGUAUGGAAUAGUUUGCAUUCAAUUAUUGAAGCAAUUCUUCUCCAGAGUAUGAGAGUCCAUGGUUUGUAGUUAUGAUUUAAUAUUGGGGGGGGGGGGGGCAGUGUAAAUCUGUUUUCGGGUUGGCGGAUUUUUUAGAUAGGUUUUUAGAACUGUGCGUAUGUCUAAGCGUAAUAGUAUUGGCGUACAAGCUGAAAGUGUACAUGUUUAAGACAUUGUGAAUGACAAAGAAAUACUCGAGAACAUUGACUAAAGUUAUGACGUAUUUAGAACUGACUAAAGUUAUGACGUAUUUAGAACUGACUAAAGUUAUGACGUAGUUAGAACUGACUAAAGUUAUGACGUAUUUAGAACUGACUGAAAUUAUGACGUAUUUAGAACUGACUAAAGUUAUGACGUAUUUAGAACUGACUAAAGUUAUGACAUAUUUAGAACUGUCUAAAGUUAUGACGUAUUUAGAACUGACUGAAGUUAUGACGUAUUUAGAACUGACUAAAGUUAUGACGUAUUUAGAACUGCCUAAAGUUAUGACGUAUUUAGAACUGACUAAAGUUAUGACGUAUUUAGAACUGACUGAAGUUAUGACGUAUUUAGAACUGACUGAAGUUAUGACGUAUUUAGAACUGACUAAAGUUAUGACGUAUUUAGAACUGACUAAAGUUAUGACGUAUUUAGAACUGACUAAAGUUAUGACGUAUUUAGAACUGACUAAAGUUAUGACGUAUUUAGAACUGACUAAAGUUAUGACGUAUUUAGAACUGACUAAAGUUAUGACGUAUUUAUAACUGACUAAAGUUAUGACGUAUUUAGAACUGACUAAAGUUAUGACGUAUUUAGAACUGACUGAAGUUAUGACGUAUUUAGAACUUAAGUUAUGACUAUUGAAACUGUAAAUUUAUUUUUCAUGUUUUUUUUUUUUUUUGUUUUUUUUUUAAAUACUUAAAAGUUGUUUUUUUUUGUUUGAUGAAACGUCUAGAUCUAGCUUUAAUAAGAUAAACUAAGAUACAUCACAUUAUCUUGUUUGGAAACUGAACUCAAAUAUUUGUAUUGAACAAUGAAAUGAAGCAACUGCGUUUGAAAUAGGAGCUGCAACAGUCACUAGAAGUGGGUUGGGGCUGGGGGAUAUAUAUAUACACACACACACACGUGUACACACUUGCGUUGUAUUGAAGGGCUAGUGUUUCCAAGAUAUCAAUAGGAGAGUCCGUUUCACUUAGAGUUUUGAUGAGCGUAUUGCUUUCAAACCAUGUCUACGUCUCUAUCCUAUUGCUGGUGUUUAGAGUAUACACUGAUGUGGACGACCUAAACAAAAAUGGUGUAGAGAUAUAAGGUAUGUCACAUCACCCCUACAUAUUGAUAUAUCAGCUGAAGUCUUUGAUACAUAUAUAUGGGCUACUGGUCCUCGUGUAUGGAUGCAGUCCUGAAGCAGCACAUCAUCAGGUGUCCUGGUGUCCUUGCUCUUUCGUUUCCAGCAUUACUACAACAGCCGGGACACAGUGAGUUCUUAAACCUCUCUUUUUUUUUUUUAAAGUGACCUUGGACCUUUUCAUUUUUGUUCAUACCGGGAAAAGGUCAUUUCCGUUAUGGCUUCUCUGCUGCUCAUAGCAAGAGUUUGGAUUGGAUUGUUAAAAUCUAUGGAACUUUUUUAUUUUGUUCUGUCCUCCACUCAAGAUCACGACUGCACUUUGUGUCCGCUCUUGUUUAUGUUCUUAUUUGUAUCUAUUUAUUGGUCUGUGCUGGAAUCACUCUGCAAAACAUUAUCUGUUGGUAUUCUUGGGGCUUUUGAGACUCCCCCCCCCCAAAAAAAAAAAAAGGAUUGGUGUUAAAAUAAUUAUAGGUAUGAAUAGUUGAGUUGGGUUUUUCAGCCAUUUCGAAAGGCAGCCAAACGAAGAGAUUGAAAAAAAGUGGAUCGGGUCAAAAAUAUUUUAAUAGUAUUCCAAGUUUUUCAAAAACCUGGCCAACAAUAAAUCUUCUAGUUACUAGGCUUAAAAACGUUUAGGCUUCAGCUUUGCAUGGCGAAACAAAGUGGGUCACUUAAGGAAGUAGGUCAAUAAAUGUAUGUCAUAAUAAAAAAGUAGGUCAUAUGACAAAAAAAUAUUGGCUUUUAAUUAAAAUAUUUACCUUUUUAAAAAACAAAAAUAUUGUAAUAUUGUAGUGUGAGUUCCUCUACUGUUAGUAAGGAAAUAGUCUUUGUACUAAAAAUGUAGUUCACUAUUUUGGUCUGAACCUAACAGAAUUGAAAGCGGACAGCACUGGCUUUCAGAAAGUAUAUUUCUUUUAUGUUCUAUGUAUUUUUAUAUGAUAUCUAUUCUAUAUAUAUAUAUAUAUUGUUUUCUUAUGACUGGGUGCCAUCCUCUAUUCUCGUAGACCUAAACCAGCACACAUGUCAUACACAAAUGUCAUAUGAUUUGCUCAUGUCAAUCUGCUAUGUCAUGUCAUUUGAUUGCUAAUGUCAUAUUCCUGUAUUCAUUGUAUAAAGAAUUUUAAAACUUUAAAAAAAAUGAGAGAAGUAAAUAAAAUAAAAAAAAAAAUCAUUCAAGAUACAGAUUUCAAAA